Molecule: messenger RNA, 4759 nt
Organism: Hemicordylus capensis (graceful crag lizard)
Lineage: Eukaryota; Metazoa; Chordata; Lepidosauria; Squamata; Cordylidae
Gene: SLC25A30
Product: solute carrier family 25 member 30
Exons: 10
Coding region: 343-1065 (240 amino acids)
Biological process (GO): mitochondrial transport
Cellular component (GO): mitochondrial membrane
Source: RefSeq, a predicted model, not a curated record
CUCAGCCCGCCCCUGUGGUGGUGGAGGACAUGCGCAAUCGUCAAUUGUCUUUGGCGUGCGUUUCCUAAUCCUUCCCCUCUUUCUUUCGCUCUGAGUAGGUCAGUAGGAGAGCUUCGCUGGGGCGUCUCUGAGGGGGCUCGCCUGAAGGGCGUUGUUGCUGGCGGAAAGAAGAAGCAUCCAGGAGAAUGGCAGCUUUGAACUGGAAGCCCUUUGUGUAUGGAGGCCUAGCUUCAAUCACUGCAGAAUGUGGUUGGUACGUUCCCAAUUGAUCUGACAAAAACACGUCUCCAAGUGCAAGGUCAAAAACAUGAUGUAAAGCAUAAAGAUAUUCGUUAUCGUGGAAUGUUCCAUGCAUUAGUGAAGAUAUGCAGAGAAGAAGGAUUGAAAGCAUUGUAUUCUGGAAUUGCCCCUGCUAUGCUACGCCAGGCUUCAUAUGGAACCAUAAAAAUAGGCACUUACCAAAGCCUAAAAAGAAUAUUUAUUGAGCAGCCAGAAGAUGAAACCCUGGCUGUAAAUGUAUUAUGUGGAGUUCUCUCUGGUGUGAUCUCCUCAUCUAUUGCAAAUCCUACAGAUGUCCUGAAGAUCAGAAUGCAGGCUCAAGGCAGUGUGAUACGAGGGGGAAUGAUUGGCAACUUCAUAAACAUCUAUCAAAAUGAAGGCACCAGAGGACUGUGGAAGGGGGUGUCUCUUACUGCCCAGAGAGCUGCUAUUGUUGUUGGAGUGGAGCUGCCAGUCUAUGAUCUUGCCAAGAAGCACAUAAUUUUAUCUGGAUUCAUGGGGGAUACUGUGUACACUCACUUUCUAGCAAGUUUUACCUGUGGCUUAGCUGGAGCUCUUGCAUCAAAUCCUAUUGAUGUUGUGAGAACACGAAUGAUGAAUCAGAGCGUUUUACAAAGUGGAACUCAUUCUGGCUACAAGAAUACUUUAGAUUGCUUGCUUCAAACAUGGAAGAAUGAAGGAUUUUUUGCAUUGUACAAAGGAUUCUGGCCAAACUGGUUGAGGCUUGGUCCUUGGAAUAUUAUUUUCUUUGUGACAUAUGAACAGCUGAAGAACAUGGAGUUCUGACAUACUGAAUAUUAGAAAACAUUAUUUCUUUCUUCAAUGGAUUCAUUCACUCAAGUGCCCUUCAGCAUAUUUUUCUACUGUAGACUCCAGUACUGACUAAAAGCAAGUAUCAGUGCAGUUGUUAAAACUUAAAUGUCUCAAGUGCUGCAGAACUGUGUACUACUUGAGACUGGAACAAAAUUUAGCACACAUCAGAACAGUAGUUUUUGAAUGCUCCUGAAUUUCAUCACUGAUAAUAGCCCAAUUUAUUGGUAGGUGGUGUAAAUUUGGAUCAUGUCUGACUGCAAAUGCUAACUGUGUGGAGGUCAAUAGCUGAUGCAUCCAAAGUUCUAAGAAAUGUUGCUUCAUACCAAAUAUCAACUGUACUAAAAUGCACUUCAUAAAAGUUUGUUUAAAUCAGUAUUGCAUUACACAGGUAAUGCCCACAGCUUGUAGCAUCUUCUAAUGUGGGGGGAGGAGGCAUGUAUUUUGAGGUUGUGGAACCUGUUUUCUCCUCCCCACCCCCCACCCCUUCACCUGAAAUCUGACAUUCAGAGUGUGACUUAACCUUCCAUUCAGUAUUUCAGUGCUCUGUGAGACUAGUACUUCAACAGUCUCUAAAUCCAUACGCACAAGACACAAUCCAGACUUAAGCACUGAAGUCCUACUUAUUGCAAUAGUCUGUUUUCAUCAAUAUUUGGAAGUAAGUAGAACUUGCUUCCAAAUAUGUCUGUAUAGGAUUGAAGCCUUUGGGCUGCCUUACGUAAUCUGAUUUCCCUGCUGUUGAAUGGAAUGUAUGAAUUGACUAUACUAAAAGGUAUUGCAUGUUAAGCAAUAACAAAGUUCUGUCUGUGGGGUUGGAAGCUCACAACCCAUUUUUGUAUGCAGAUUAUCCCCUGGUGGUUGUAGUCAUUCAAGUGUUGAUGCCUUAAUUUGCUUAUGUUUCUCGCGAAUGUGCUCACAGAAUCCAGGGUGUUCUGGAUAUGUAUGCCGUUAAGCAAACACUGUUUAGCAGUUAGUAGAAGGGGUGUAUAAUUUUGUCUCUUCUAAAAUAAUUAGGAUUGCAUUGCACAUGAGAAAAUUACUAUCUGCACGUAGGUGGAGAAAUCGACAUGGUUACACAUACAUAUAUCUUGAAAUGUGACAGUCCUGCAUGGCUGUAAACAUUCAUGCACAGGCAUGGGGAAGCUGCAGCUAACUGUGGCUUCUUUGCAUAGGUGCGCACAAUCUUUACCUGUAAUGUAAGUAGGAUUAUUACCCAUUCAUUCCUACAUACAGGUGCCUUCCACGUAGGAAUAUAAUCAUGCCUGAGACAUCUGAGGUUUGGGAUUCUUUCCGAUUAAAAACGCAUCAGCAUAAUAAAAGUACGAGCCCUUUCUCAGGAUCAGUGAGAACGGCUUGGUGGAGGGAGGCAGGGAGGGUUGCUCAAACUUAUCUUCCCCACAGACUAUCCUUUGUUGUUCCCUGGGCAGGUGGAUCGCCCAUCCAGCUGAUUGCCAGCAGCCCCUGGCAGCAUGGAGGGUCAGGAUGCGUCUUCCCGGCCCUCAGAACUCCCAUAAUGCACUGCGUGAAUGCACAAUGCAUUAUGAGUAUCUCAGCAAUGACUGGCGGGCACCCAUCCAAGCAGCCAGCGCUACACACGAGCAGGGAAAUGGGGUUAAGUUAGUGAGCACUUCCUUAACCUCAUUUAACAGGGUAGCUGUGAAGGCGUUCUGCCGCUGAAAUGCCGCUGGCAACCACACAGCUACCAGUGGUUCUUAUGAGCAGCCAAGGCCAGGCUUGGCUUCCUUAGCCUGGUUGUGGCUGAUCGUAAGAACAGCCUCUAGGUCUCUGCAGUAGAAGAGCCCUCUUAUGCUGUUCGUGAUUAGAAACUGUUUAAACAAAGUUGAUGAAAGUCAACUUGUAAUUUUCUGCCUUGGUCAUAGGAACCACAGCUCUAAACUUAAUUUCAUAUGUUAUCUUUAUAAACAAAUAUUGAAAGUUGUGCCCUUUUUGGAAUUGUAACUUCACUAAAGUAACUUGUCAGACUGCCAGGUCUGCCAAAACCAAAUGUUAAAAGUAUUGUUUCUUACACUGCCACUUAUUUUUUGUUUGUCUUCAGAGAGUUAUUUUGGAGUGGCUGAAUGUAAAAAUAUCAAGUAUGCCUGUUUUGGUGGCCACCUACCCUAGAGCCCUUGUGCAUUGAAUGUGGAGGCUGGUGUAUCUAUGUAAAAAUGAUUUAUUGUUUAAGUAUUCAUUCCACUUAAAACAGCUAACAAUUUGUUAGGAAUUGUUUUAUGUUCAGUGUUUAUGAUGCACAGAAGAGCAUUUUUUUUAAACGCACAAGCCACUUUUAAUUUUGAUAUUGACAAAUGUUUGUAUGGUUUGGGUUUUUUUUAACUGCUUUAAGGGUAGAAGUGACGGUGUGGUCAUAGAACACUUUAUUACAAUUAUGUAUGAAGUCUGGAGAAAUAUGUUUGUAUAAAUAACAGAAGUACCUGUGUUCUGAAAUUUCACUUGAGACCUACUAAAAACUUAGAAAUUGGUAAAUUGGCUUAUCCCCACUAACAAAGAAGAAUUUUAAACUUCAAAUCAGUUACAUUUUUUGCAGAAUUGUUCAGCGGUGUUACUUGAGCAAAGCUUUUAAAGGAAAAGUUUAUUAAUGCAAAUAUGAUUUGGAUGUUUCAGAAAAACAAGUAACAAGGGCUAGCUUCGAAAUAAGCAGCACUGAAUAUAACAGAAGGAAUUCUGUCUUGCAUUUAAUCAAUUUUCAGGUUUCAAGAGGCAUAAGCAAUAUCUGUGAUAAAACGCUUACCCAAUAUCUCUCUUUGUUAACAAAGAAGGUAUAAAUGUAUAUCGGUGGCAGUUGGGCGUCUUACCAUGUUACAUCAUGGAAUAGAAAAGGGACUUGCUAUGUUCUCUGUGCUUCUUUCUCCACAACAGUUAAACCUCUUCCUGGCAUGGGAAUGCGUAAUUACUUCCUACAUCUCCACUUCUACCCAACCCAAAGGGAAACUUUACUAGCUGGGAGUAGAAGAAGAUAAUGUGCCUUUUAAAUGGGGAAGGGUUUUCUUUCUGGGUUUAAGAAAACUUCCUCUGUCUGCUUCUAGUCACUGGCUUUGAGUAGUGUCUAGGAAACAUGGCCCUAUGAACUCAGUCUAUAUAAAGACAUUUUCCUUUUUAAAAAAAAUCAGCCUUGGAAGGUUAAAUUGUAAUUAAAAGCAAUGAGUGACCAUUGAUUUAGGAACUUGUAAGAGUUCCUAAAGGUAUUAGACUGCUUGAUAAGCCGUAUGAGCAAACUGCUCAAAAAUUCUGCAUUAGCUUAUGAGCAGCAAAUGUACAUACUGUUGUCUUAUAUGGAUCUGAAAUUCACUCUUUGUUAAUUUAACAAUUACAGAAUUUUUAUUAAUGGCUGUAAAAUGCUCAAAUCAAUUUUCAUGCAACAAAAUUUUAAAUUAUAGUGAGGAGUUUGGUUCUUCAAAAUUUUGCUUAUAUAAUCAAUUAAAUUCUGGGUCAUAUCCAUGCAGCAUUUCUUGAAUGUACAUUGUUUGGUUUGUCAGGCCACUGAAUUGUUUAACAAUGUUAUUUAUUUGUGCAAGUUCUGUACCAUUCAAAGUGCAUUCACUGUUAUGUUUAUGCUUUGUUCAAGCAAGUAGAAUGUUACUUAGUUUUUUAAAAGGCAGAUAUGGAAAAACAAGAUUUCUUCUGGAAUAAGAAUAAAAGGUAAAAAUAGAAA